AUGAUGAUAGAAGAGGAGCAACAUAUUUAUCAACCAACUGAUAUCGUCCUUGCGAAAGUGAAGGGAUUCUCAGCAUGGCCAGCUAUGAUUGUUCCAACGGAAUUGAUUCCGGAACAUAUUCUUCGAACGAAUACACAUACUGAUGAGGAAAGUGAGACUGAAGACAACACGGAUACCCAGGAUGCUGAUGAUACUAAAUUUAUACAUUAUUCGAAAUUGUUGAAGUUUAGAAAGUUUGAGCAACUGAAGAAUAGUUAUUGUGUGAAAUUCUUCUGUGAUGAUUCAUAUAUAUGGGUUAAACCAUCUGAUCUUAAAUUGUUGACAGUGGAACAAUGUCGUGAGUGGCUUAAGAGUACUAACAAAAAGAAGAAAAAUAAGAAAUUGAUACCCGCCUACGAAAUGGCUUCUAAAGGUUCUGAUAAUAUUGAUGUUUGGGAAUUUAUUGAAUAUGGAUCUUAUGGGAAACCAGAUGACGAUGAAUAUGUUGAAGAGCAAGAAGAAGAACAAGAAGAGCAAGAAGAAGAAGAAGAAGUGCCAAAGACAACUGCGUCAAUUAGAUCCACAAGAUCUAGAAAUAAGAAAACUAUUGCAAAAAAGGUUAUGACUAAACCUAAGCCUAGGACCAGAUCUAAGCAUGUGGUGAAGGAAGAAAAACAGGUGGAACCCGUUGAAAAGGGAGAAGAAGAGGAACAACUUGAAGAAGUACUGCCUAAGAAAAGAAGGGGUAGACCAGCAUCUAAAUCAGCAACGAAAACAACAACGAAAAAACAAAAAUUGAAAGUGAAAGAAGAAAGUCCAAAAAUAGAAGAAUAUAAUUAUGAGGAUGAUGAAGAUUGGGCAUUGGUCGGUUUAGGACCUCAAGAUGUAACAAUUCAAGAUAAUGUAAGUUCGGUAGUUAAAAAAUUAUCGCAAAAGCAGAACAUGGAAAAACAUUGGGACCAAAGACUAAAUAUCAUUGAUAAAAUUGCUGGUAUCAAUAAAAUGAUGUUAACUUUAAUCAAUUCUAUAAUAUCGGAGGAGAGUGGAAAAACUCAACCUGUUAGAGACGAUUAUGAAUUAUUAUUAGAUGAACUUGACCAAGCUUUAUCCAUGCGUGGUGCUAAAACUGAAUUUAUUACCAUUUUUCAAUGGAAUACUGAACUUCUCUUGAAUUUAAGAGCCAUUAUGAGUUUAAAGUACUUACAACUAAUAGAUUGGGAUAUAUUCGAUCAAUUCCAGGCCUUUUUCAGAAUAAUAUUUAAAUAUGAUUUAAUUUUAGAUCAAACCGAGUGGAAGUAUGGGGAAAAGGAAGAGGAGAAGGAAACUACUACGAUACCAAAUGGUGGUGUAAAUAACGCGGAGGUUGCUGUGUAA
Messenger RNA from Naumovozyma dairenensis CBS 421, 1353 nucleotides. RefSeq names its product Ioc4p (gene IOC4). The transcript has a single exon. Gene Ontology annotation, molecular function: double-stranded DNA binding; transcription coregulator activity. The coding region runs from base 1 to 1353 and encodes 450 amino acids. The record is from RefSeq and is a predicted model, not a curated record. Gene Ontology annotation, cellular component: nucleus. NCBI's taxonomy places the organism in Eukaryota, Fungi, Ascomycota, Saccharomycetes, Saccharomycetales, Saccharomycetaceae. Gene Ontology annotation, biological process: regulation of transcription by RNA polymerase II.